UAAAUUUGUUCCUCCCUCUGUCUCUCUCUCUCUAAACAUCUUCCUCAACCUUUCCUUUCUCCCCACUUGAUUCUUCUUGUUUUCUAUUCGCUCUAGGUUUGAAUAUAUUGCGCCUCGCUUUCCUACCCUCACUUAUAAUACAUUUCUUUCAUUUUUUAUACUGUUUUUGCUGUUCCAAUAUUAUUAUUUUUUUUCUUGGUUUCCUGUUUCCUUCUCUGCUCUAGUGUAUGUAGUAUGGCUGGUUUAGAUUUAAGCUCAGCUUCCCACUUCGUCUCUCCGCUCCACCGCCCCAACCUCCACCUCCACCGCCCCCCUGAAUCCGACGAUAUCGACUCCAACCCCAAGCAGUUCUCCGGCGACAACUCCGACCUCGCCACCUCCGCCGGCGAGGCGGCGGCCCGCCGCCAGCGCGGCCGCCCCGCCGGCUCGAAGAACAAGCCGAAGCCGCCCGUGAUCAUCACGCGCGAGAGCGCCAACACCCUCCGCGCCCACAUACUGGAGGUGGCCAGCGGCUGCGACGUCUUCGAGGCCGUCGCCGCCUACGCCACCAGGCGGCAGCGCGGGAUCUGCAUUCUCAGCGGCACCGGCACCGUCACCAACGUCAGCCUCCGGCAGCCGGCCUCCGCGGGGAGCGUCGCCUCGCUCCACGGCCGCUUCGAGAUCCUGUCCCUGUCUGGCUCGUUCCUUCCCCCGCCGGCGCCGCCGGGCGCCACCAGCCUCACGAUAUACCUAGCCGGCGGGCAGGGGCAGGUCGUGGGCGGGAAUGUGGUGGGGGCGCUGAUGGCGUCGGGGCCGGUCAUCAUCAUAGCGGCGUCGUUCACCAACGUGGCCUACGAGCGGCUGCCGUUGGAAGAGGAGGAGGAGCCCGGAGUUCAGAUGCAGCCGCCCGAGGGAGGGAUUCAGUUCCCUGAUCCCUCCCUCGGGCUGCCUUUCUUCAACGGGCAGCUCCCCGUUGACGGUGCAUGGGCGGCUGCCCGCCCGCCGCCGUAUUAGGGUUAAUAAGGUGAGAUUCUAUCAUGUCAUCGUCGUCGAUCGUCUCUGUACAUUUGCUUCAUCAUCAAAUUGUUUCCUGCUUUUCAACCCUUAAUUAAUUUAGGCCUUGCUGUCAUUUGUGGUUUGACAAAGAGAAAAAAAAAAGAGAUUUGGAUGAGUUGAGAAAAUUA
Salvia miltiorrhiza (redroot sage) is the source of this 1163-nucleotide messenger RNA. Its product is annotated as AT-hook motif nuclear-localized protein 23-like. Gene Ontology annotation, molecular function: minor groove of adenine-thymine-rich DNA binding; DNA-binding transcription factor activity. NCBI's taxonomy places the organism in Eukaryota, Viridiplantae, Streptophyta, Magnoliopsida, Lamiales, Lamiaceae. The record is from RefSeq and is a predicted model, not a curated record. Bases 235 to 993 code for a protein of 252 amino acids. The transcript has a single exon. Gene Ontology annotation, cellular component: nucleus.